AUGAAGCUAUUCAACAAAAAGAACGGAGCUGACAAAGCUGACAAAACAAACGCUGAAAAGAAGAAAGGUGGAAAUGCGUUUACUAGAAAGUUCAGGAGAGGAGGCGAUGCUGAAACUGGCACUGUGGCAACGGGCAAUACAGCAAAUGCAGAGAACCCGAACGAUAGUGACUCGCCUUUCGCUUGGACAGUGAGCUACUUGGCCAGUUUUAUGAGCGUCGAAGUGGGCUUACCGGAAGAUGAAGGCGUCGAUGUCAAACACAGCCUUCCAGUGCCUCCUACCAAAGAAGAACUUGACGAGAUUGAACGAAAAAAGAGAAACAGAAAGAUCCUUUUGGCCAUUCUACUCCUUGCAUUUUUGGGAGUUAUUGCCUUCCUGGUUGUAUUCUUCUUGCUCAAGAAGGAUCCAAAUCCGCUAGCAAGAAGUCGUAUUGAAAUCCUGGAAGACGUUUUGGGGUCAAAUGUGUCACCACUAGAACAGCUUCGUGAUAAUUCAACAGUGCAACAUGAGGCGAUCAUGUGGUUUGCCAAUGAUGAUCCUACCUAUCCAGAGCUUGAAAACGUCUCUGAAGACCUAAUUGUGGCCCGUUACGUUUCCGCGCUGCUUUACAUGUCGACAGGAGGCCCAGAGUGGAGGCAACAAUUGAAUUUCAUGUCAGACUCGUCGGUAUGCGAAUGGAACGAUGGAGGAGCAGGAGAAGUGGAAGAAGGAAUUGUUUGUGACUCCGAUGACGCAGGUAGAGUGGAUGGUAUUGUAGUCGAUAUCAACAACUUGGUGGGCACUUUGCCGACGGAACUGGCAGCACUCCCUUAUCUGAAGACACUUGGCCUUGCUUCAAACAAAUUUGUCGGCACCUUGCCUCCCGAAUAUGGCGAAAUGAGUAGCCUAAUUUACUUGGGUGUCUCUGGCAAUGCACUGACAGGAAGCCUUCCGGAGGAAUUGCGAAAGCUAACAAGACUGAACUCUCUUAAUGUUCACUGGAAUCAAUUUACUGGGACGGUUCCAACAGCCUAUGGCGAAAUGACAUCCCUCAAGGUGGUGCACUUGGAAGGAAACGACUUGCAGGGCAACUUAGAACGAAGUCUCUGCGGACGAGCAUCACCCUACGAAGAGUUCAUGUCCGACUGCGCCACACGACCCGCCGGCAAUGGCCAAGCAGAGUUCCUUGCCGAGGUCACUUGCUUCUGCUGCACUGAAUGCUGCUUCGAUGGAGCCGGAUGCCGAACGCUUGAUACAUUCAAUUUCGACAACUAA
Messenger RNA from Cylindrotheca closterium, 1254 nucleotides. The record is from the annotation of a GenBank genome assembly. NCBI's taxonomy places the organism in Eukaryota, Bacillariophyta, Bacillariophyceae, Bacillariales, Bacillariaceae.